AUGUCCGAGCUUGGAACACAGCGACGGCGGACCUUUCAAACACAGGCAACGCAAACGAUUCAAGCACCAUCAGCAGCUCACGCAAUAGGAGAAACUCUGCCAAUAAGUUCUCUGGAAGAACCUGAAAGAGAGUCCGUUGAAGUUAGAAUCCUCGUAGACUAUUCAAGAAAAACCUGGGGCGCAUGGAGGAGAUUUGCCGUGUGGAGGAAGCCCCGGCUAUCUAAAACGUUCCCUGAAGAGCUCAUAGGCCAUAUGGAUCCAGCUGUAUAUUCGGAGAGAAUCAACAGAAUUCACGCUUGUAUAGAUAGACAGCAAUUUGCUAGGUGGAUGGCCUUUACAGCGGAGAUUAUCGAUUAUAUUGGUGCCAUCACUAUUGUUGCGUUUACAGUGGCAAAUGUAGAGGAAGCGGUGCCGUACACGAGAAUAAUGAUAAUAUUAAUGCUAGCAUUUCAUGUGGUGACGAUGAAUGUCGUUCGUCUGCAAAGGAUUAAGGCUCAAGCCAAGUAUGAUGAAAUGGCCAAAGAAUGGUCGUCAUCAACUGUGAAGUAUGAAUUUGAACCAAGAGGAUUGUGGUUAGGUCACAGGAUGCUGUUAACAAUCGUGGUAACGCAUCGGUCACAAGCCUUUGAUCCUGACCCUGAGACGCUUCCGCCUCCUCCACCCGUCUAUACUCAAGAAGAGGCUCCUCCUCCGAGUUACUCGUUACACGUAGACGCAAACGAAGGACUUCCGGAUACUGUUUCUCUACCUCCUCCGAAAAGAUUCUCCGUUCCUGUAAUAACCAUUCAUUCUGAGGCAGACACGAUAAAUACAGGAUGCGAAACACCACUAAUGGCCGAUUCCUCAAGUGUUUAUGAACUGUUUGGUGGGAGAAUCCGGACAGAAACUUCAGCUGACACUGAUUCUUCGAGUGUGCAUGAAAUGAUUAGCGUGGGAAUACAUCCAAUUGAAAGUCAAGAGGACGAAACAACCAACUCAUCAGACAUUGCUGUUUACGAUAGCUCAUUAACUCCCUUAAUUCCUUCCCACACAAGAAAUGACGAUGGAUAA
This is a messenger RNA of Paraglomus occultum, 1050 nucleotides long. NCBI's taxonomy places the organism in Eukaryota, Fungi, Glomeromycota, Glomeromycetes, Paraglomerales, Paraglomeraceae. The record is from the annotation of a GenBank genome assembly.